AUGUUCUGCGCUGGCCGAGUGCCCGAAGAGGAUCUCCGGCGAACGCAGCGCGCGUGUGGCGGCGCCGUGCUGACGUCAGUUCGGGAGCUGACGCAGUCGUCGCUCGGUCACUGCCGCGCGUUUACUGAGAGGCAGGUCGGCGGAGAGCGGUAUAAUAUAUUCACUGGUAAGUGUGUGGUUCUGACGUCACGCUGUAGCUCACCAGGCGCCGUGCUGACGUCAGUUCGGGAGCUGACGCAAUCGUCUCUGGGCCACUGCCGCGCUUUUACUGAGCGACAAGUUGGUGGAGAGAGAUACAACAUCUUUACUGGUGAGUGUGGGGUUCUGACGUCACCCUGUAGCUCACCAGGCGCCGUGCUGACGUCAGUUCGGGAGCUGACGCAGUCGUCGCUCGGCCACUGCCGCGCCUUUACUGAGAGGCAGGUCGGCGGAGAGAGAUACAACAUCUUUACUG
Messenger RNA from Ostrinia furnacalis (Asian corn borer), 454 nucleotides. RefSeq lists its product as uncharacterized. The record is from RefSeq and is a predicted model, not a curated record. Gene Ontology annotation, molecular function: ATP-dependent protein folding chaperone; ATP binding. The transcript is spliced from 2 exons. The annotation marks the transcript as partial. NCBI's taxonomy places the organism in Eukaryota, Metazoa, Arthropoda, Insecta, Lepidoptera, Crambidae.